Molecule: messenger RNA, 1939 nt
Organism: Aricia agestis (brown argus)
Lineage: Eukaryota; Metazoa; Arthropoda; Insecta; Lepidoptera; Lycaenidae
Product: GATA zinc finger domain-containing protein 24-like
Exons: 2
Coding region: 112-1704 (530 amino acids)
Biological process (GO): DNA integration
Molecular function (GO): nucleic acid binding
Source: RefSeq, a predicted model, not a curated record
CAAUUAUUAACAGAUAGGUAUAAUAAUGAAAGGCUACUUAUAAACAAUCAUGUUCAAGCCUUAUUCAAUUUUGAAUUAAUACCCAAGGAAUCUAGUGCAUCAUUACGUAACAUGAUUGAUGUAACUAAUAAAAAUUUAAAGGCGCUCGAAACCUUAGGACAGCCUACCUCACAGUGGGAUAUACUGAUCAUUUUUAUUAUGUCCAAAAAAUUGGAUGUAGUCACCCAUCGCGAGUGGGAGGAAUUUAAAAAUAACUUAGACAAAUAUCCAAAUCUAAAAGAUUUUGUAAAAUUUUUGUCUAAUCGAGCAGAUUUAAUCGAAUCAAUAAAUAAUUGUAAUUCAAACACAAAACUUACACAUAAUACAAAUAAAUAUUUACAGGAGACUAAAAAUAAAAAUUAUCUUACUACUAAUACAUCAUUUAAAACUAAUUCUAAUAAUACUAAUAAUAAUUCUUACUCUUCUAAUAACAAAAUUUCUUGUGUCAUGUGUUCACAGAAUCAUUACUUAUUUUCAUGUCAAUCCUUCAGAAAUUUAGAUGUUGAUUCACGUAUUAAAAAGGCAUCAGAAAGCAAUGUGUGUAUGAACUGCCUACGACCAGGUCAUACUGAUAAGCGAUGUAAGCUUUCACAUUGCAAAUAUUGCACACUUAAACAUAAUACCCUCUUACAUAGGGAUCCUGAAAAUCAGUCUUCAAACAAUAUUGUUUUAUCAACUAAUACAGACACAUCUGACAUGUCUAAUCAGAAAAUCGUACUGCUAUCCACAGCUCUGGCGAAUGCGGCGGACGUCAACGGGAAGCUACAUCCUGUCAGACUCUUGUUAGAUAACGGCAGCACGUCCAACUUUAUCACCCGAGAUUUUUGUGAGAAGCUUGGCCUGUCAAAGGAAGGUACUACCUCCACAGUCUCAGUCAGAGCCGUGCACCUGGAGCUAGUGUCCGAUUUAACUAAGGAGGCCUUUCUUGCGGCCUUCAGCCGGUUCAUUAGCAGAAGGGGCAAACCUCAGCGCGUGUACUCCGACAACGGCUCAACAUUUGUGGGAGCUUUUAAUGAGCUUUCACGCUUCAUACAGGUUUCUUCUAAGCAAAUAGAGUCUGAUCUUGCAAAUCAGGACAUACAGUUUAAAUUCAUUCCUGCCUAUUCCCCACAUUUUGGUGGGAUAUGGGAAGCGGCAGUAAAAUCAACAAAACAUCUACUACGUAGAGUCUUAAGUCUUACUCACUUAACAUAUGAGGAGUUGUCGACAUGCCUGAUUCAGAUAGAGGCUAUUUUAAAUUCCAGACCUCUAACGCCUUUAUCAUCGGAUCCUUCUGAUCUUUCUUUUCUUACUCCUUCCCAUUUCCUCCUCGGGCGAGCUCAGAGUUCGAUAAUCCGACCUAGACUCACCGAACACAACAUACAUCGCCUGCAGCGCUUCGACCGCAUCGAAAAGCUGCGUCAGCACUUUUGGCAGCGCUACUCUAAUGAAUACGUAUCUCUUCUGCAGCAACGCACCAAGUGGCAGACCGGCGGUCAAGACCUCAAGGUUGGAGCAAUGGUCCUUGUACGAGACGUCAAUCUUCCGCCUCUUCUGUGGCUACUUGGAAGAGUAGUCGCUGUCAAACCUGGGACAGACGGGCGCAGUCGAGUCGCCGACAUACGGACGAAGAAGGGCACCAUAACUCGUGCCUACAACAACAUCGUGCCGCUUCCUCUUCAAUGACAUGUUCCCGGGGGAAUAUGUUCCUACGUCUCAUCGGGCCGCGCGGCGCUGGCGGGCAAACCGGUAGCCCCCGCGCGCCGGCCUUCAGCGUGCACCUCCCCGCGCACCUCCCUGCGACAUCCGCGGCCAGCGAGGAGCGCGUCGCGGCCGCGAGUCCCUCUCACUUCACCGGACCACCGGCCUACGCGACGCACGCACCGCGGCUAUACCUCGAAUACAGUUCAUUCUCAUCGAA